This is a messenger RNA of Cavenderia fasciculata, 4038 nucleotides long. RefSeq lists its product as uncharacterized. The transcript has 2 exons. The coding region runs from base 1 to 4038 and encodes 1345 amino acids. Lineage: Eukaryota; Evosea; Eumycetozoa; Acytosteliales; Cavenderiaceae. Gene Ontology annotation, molecular function: protein binding. The record is from RefSeq and is a predicted model, not a curated record.
AUGGCAUCAGUUAAUAUAAAGGCAGCCAAUCUAGAGAAACAAUUCAUAAGCAAUGUCGGUGAAUUGUUCAAGUAUCUGGACAAUCUGACGUUGCCAAGUGGCCACAGAGUACUCAGUACUGGCUCCUCGGUACUAGGUGACUUUGACUACAAACUAGAAAAGGGUGGUACACUCAAAGGCAACAAUAACAGCGGCAGCAGCAACAAGUCAAGUAGUUUUGUAAAGGUUGAGUCAAAAUCAUUCAAGAAUACAAAAGAUAAAAAUAUGGUGGCUGCAAGUGUAUUCUAUUUAUUUCAAGAUCAAUUAUCACCAUGUUUAAAUGCAAUCAAUCAUUGUAGAACAAUGAGGGCAAUGUCAUUGGCAGAUAUAUUUAGAGAGCGUAUGGUAAAGACAAAGACACUGCUGACAGAGGCAAAGGCACAGCACUAUCUGUCGCUGAUACAGUACUACUUGCGUAUGGUCGAGGGACUGAUGAUUGAAAAGCAAAAGGUGCUCGUUGAUACGUCGCAUCAGAUGGUCGCCUAUUUGACAAAUUAUACAACCGAUGUGGACAGCUGCGUUGUUGGGCUUAUCCCCAACGACGACUUGUUGAACAAGUUGGCACGUGACUAUGAAAUAUUAAAGUUGACGGACAAGGAAAAGGGCAGUGGCAAGGACAAUGUACAUGGUGGCGAGACAGCCAUCGAAGACAGCGCCACAUUCCAGGCAACUACCAUCUCUACAACACGUGAGCAGUUGCUCAUCAAUAUUAUCAAUUGGAGUGCGUUGUCUGAUACUGCGCAAAUUGCCAAGGCAGUGCGUCGAUACGCGUCUAUCUUGCGUGGUGUAGACAAGCUUAAAAAGGGAGACCUUGUAGUCGUCCGUUUCCACGACUACCACAAUAUGAGCAAGUCAAUGAAAAAGACUAUCAUCGGAUUCAAGAGCUCGAUGAACAGCUCUACUGGGAGCACAAGUCAGGCCGGUAGCGCUAGUGGUGGUCCCACCAGUGCCGGCAAUGUCAACGGCAACACAAACACAUCAGCCGACAACUUGUCAUCUAUUGCCAACAGCGUCGCGUCGACACAGGGAUUGUACAGUUCAGGUGUCAGCUCAUUUGCUCCAUCCUCUUACUCUAGUAACGCAUCAUCUACCCUAUUCCAUCAUAAUCAACAACAUAUUAUUCAACCACAACCACAUCAACAACAGGGAGUAGUAGUAGGUACUACAACCACUCCUAUCACUCCUACACAUCCACCUACUACCAAUACUAAUAAUAAUACAACACAUCAAUGGAUACAACAAGUAAAGACACAAAAGACAAGCUUCUCAGUACCAGAGUAUUUGGAGAAAAAGUCAUUCAAACCAAAGGCACAAUUUGCCAGAUACACUGGUGAACGUGGAGAUUAUAGUCUCAACCUGUGGUUUAGUGCAGAGGAGAGUGAGACAGUGGUGGUUGGCAUUGAGGAUAUCUUGCCACUCAACAAACAGACACUUGAAGCAUUACGCGAUCUUCGUAUGAUUGAGAAAUUGAUCUAUCAGCCAACCGAAACAUUCUUUUCACAAGUUUUGGAAGAGAGCAAGCAACAGACUAUCAACUACCUCUUGUCACUUGGUGUCGACAUUAACCUCUUGCUCAAUACAUCGUCGUUUACACUGUUUGACUUGGAGAGACUCAAGAUUACACACAGCACGUUGGCCACUUUGUACAAUACACCCGACCACCCCUUUUACAAGGAACUUGAAAAGGAGAUGACAGAGCGCAUCGACGCACACGUUGCGACGGUUGACCAACGCUUCCUCUUUAUGCCUCGUUACGAAACGACUAUUGCCGACUUGCGUGGAUGCCAGCAUAUCGCGUUGGCACGUAGCAAGGUCAAGCAAUUCCUCGGUGACUGCGAGUUGGUACUCGAUCAACUCAAGAUCCAAAAGCGUAACCUUAUGAACGGUACCAUGAAGGAGGAAAUGACUGAAUGGUGGUUAAAGCGUAUCGACAGCCGUGUCAGUGACUUUCUCUCAGAGAGAGGGUACAACUUUGUAGCUGUACCCGAAAACUACAUUGAACAACCACCAACCAACAUGAAAGAUGUCAUCUCUAAUCUUAUCCUCAUCCAAAAGAUUCUUGAUCCUCGUGAACAUGUCAUUGAAAUUAUUCAAAUUCAAGAUGAUGUUGAAUCAAAGUUGGGUGAUGGACAAGAUGACCAUACAUCAGAUAGUAAUGGUGGUGUAGACUUGGCAACAGCUGAUACAAUUAGUAAUACUAGUGGUGGAAGUAGAAAGAAUACAUUGAGUCGAUCAAGUAGCAUAUGUAUAACAAACAACAAUAAUAGUAGUGGUAAUAGUAGUACAGCCACAACAAAUGAAUUUGAUGAUGUCAAACCAUCACCUCCAACUCCCAAGAUUGGUGCUUAUAUUCGCACGAGUGAUAGUGGCAAUGAUCAAGCAACAAUUGGUAACAUCAGAACAAGUGGUGGUAGUAUCCCAGUUGACGCAUCUUCAUACAACAAACAACAACAACAACAAAUAGCAACAACAACAACAACCACCACUGCAGUUGUUGUGACGACGACAGAUUUAGCAACUGGAGCAAAUACAAGUGCAAGUAGUGAAGUUGGUAGUUUUAAUGACCGACCCAUUCUUACACAAUCCAACAAGUUUUUAAACUCACCUCUACAACUUGUCAGAGAACUAAAGGAAGAGAUCUAUCCAGUGAUUGGAGAGUUUAUUAAAAAGGCAAGAAUUGUAAUUUGCGAACACUUUGAUAUCCAGCCAUCAGAAUUUCACAAUACACUUUGCACCAAGUUGUUGGACGAGCAAAAGAAGCAACCCGCUCAUCUCCACGACCAACAGACUAUUAUUUGGAUUGAAGACAUGUUGUCGGAUCUCGUCUACCUCCAAGAGAUGCAACGUCUCGAGGAUGCCAAGAAUGAAAAGGUGCUCAAUAUCGUACCGAUUGGUGGUCUCGUCAUGAACACGUUUGCACGUCUUGAAAACGAGCUCAACACUGUGGUCGAGUUGUGGGACGAGUCAACCGAGGGAUCAAGCGAGGACUGUUAUUCGGACCAAGGCACCACUACCGAGGUGCUCACACUCAAGGUCACCCAGAAAAAGGCUACACCCUCUCUCAACGAGUCCAAGAGCAUGUUGCAUGUGGCCGUUGCAGCCGACCAGAUUGAAAAGGUUGAAAAGAUACUCGAGAUUGAGUGGGACACGAUCAACAACAUUGACAGUAACGGCUGGACACCCCUGCACUCGGCCGCCUACUCUGGCAACGCCGAUAUUUGUAAAUUGCUGCUUCAAGUGCCGACCAUUGACGUGAACAUCAAGAACCGUGACGGUGCCUCUGUCCUCCAUUACUUUGUCAGACAUCCAUACACUGAAAAGCGAAAGGAAGCCGUCUUGAUGAUGCUCGAAAAGGGUCUCGACAUUAACAAUGGCACUAGACACGGUGAAACACCACUACAUUCGGCCGCCUUUAAGGGUCUCAAUGAUGUGGUCGCUCUGCUACUCCAGAAUGGCGCCAACCCCAAUUCGUUGACACAGGGUGGUGAGACACCUCUCCACUAUGCCGUUACAACCGGUCGUGCCAAUGUAGUCAACACUUUGCUCAUUCAUGGCGCUUUGUUUAACAUUUGUUCGAAACGUGGUACUCCAUUGGAUCUCGCUCGUCAUGCUAAACUUUCUCACAUUGUAUCAAUACUUGAAAACGGUCCAGAGAUUGACAAUUUCUCUUGGAGAAAGAAUAAUAGAACUCAAUUAUUACUAAAUUUACAACAACAACCAAGUAGUAAUCAUAUUUUACAAGAAAAUAAUAAUAACAAUAAUAAUACUAACAACAAUCAUAAUUUAAAUAAUACCACCAAUAAUAAUAAUAAUAAUAAUAGUUUUUCAAGCAAUAAUAAUAGUAGUAGGAAUCUUAAUAAUAAUAAUCAUCAUCAUAAUAAUAAUGGAAAUACUUCACCAAAUUCACAAUCACCAGCAACCAAUAGGUUGGCAAACACUGUAUUUAAAAGAACUUGUAAAAUUGAAAUUGGAUCAAGAGGAAGUCCCAAAGAACAAUAA